Messenger RNA from Castor canadensis (American beaver), 1909 nucleotides. It is a transcript of the gene Zbtb32, whose product is annotated as zinc finger and BTB domain containing 32. Gene Ontology annotation, molecular function: protein binding; DNA-binding transcription factor activity, RNA polymerase II-specific. Gene Ontology annotation, biological process: regulation of transcription by RNA polymerase II. The record is from RefSeq and is a predicted model, not a curated record. Lineage: Eukaryota; Metazoa; Chordata; Mammalia; Rodentia; Castoridae. Gene Ontology annotation, cellular component: nucleus.
AUGCCUUCACCGUCCACGAUACUGCGCAGCCCCUACGGCUCCGAUCGGCUGGUCCGGCUAGCAGCCCAGCUCCGGCCAGCACUAUGUGAUACCCUAAUCACUGCUGGGGGCCAGGAGUUCCCUGCCCACAGCCUGGUAUUAGCAGGUGUCAGCCAGCAGCUGGGCUGCAGGGGCCGGUGGGCUCUGGCAGAAGGCAUCAGCCCUUCCACCUUUGCUCAGCUUCUGAGCUUUGUUUAUGGGCAGAACGUAGAGCUGAAGUCUGGGGAGCUGGGGCCCCUUGAGGAGGCAGCUAGAGCCUUGGGGGUGCAGGCACUGGAAGAGGCCUGCAGGAGGGCUCAAAAGGACAAGACUGAAGACCAACUAGAUCCGGGGCUGAAGAAUCAUGAGGAAGAGCCAGAAAACUUCAUGAAGGCUUCUCAGAGCAGACUGGGGGACCCUGGAGAGCAGAAACCAGAAGAUUUUAGAAUUGGCAGGAGAGAACAGGAGACCUUACACAAGCACAAGACACCAAGAGAGAGCGCUGAGACGACAGGGGGAACACAGGAGGGUCAGGGAGAGAUGAGGUCACAGGAGAAACUCAACCCAGCCCCUCUUGUCCAGAGGGGACCAGAAGGGAAGCAAAGAGUGGUCAUGCAGGUGACAGAGAGCCCAGAGGGCUCUGAAGAGAGUCUGCGGGAGUUCCUUGGUCCCCUUCCCCUGCCAGGUUCCCUCCAAACCAGCAUCAUCCCCAGGCCCUGGUGGGCUGAGGCUCCUCUGCUCAGGGAGGGCCAGCCCGCCCUGUGGAGCAUCGUGCUGUGGCCGCCCAGAUAUGGAACUCCCUUCUCCCACAGCACCUCCAUCACUGGAGCCUGGAAGGUCUGGCCUCGAGAGCAGAGGAUUCCACUGACCUUUAGUCGCCCCAAAGGGCAUUGCAGUCAGAACCAGUUGGUCUCCUCCAGCCCAACCCCAGGUUCCGUGCCCCAAGGCCCUUCACAGCUCAGCCCUGGGGAGAUGGAAGAGUCUGGGCAAGGGCGUGCAGGCACUCUGGCAACCCGCAUGGGUCAUGAGGACACAGCAGGGUGCACGUCUCGCCAACACCCUUCUCCGAUCACUCCUGCUCGGUCUAGGCCCUAUUCUUGCUCCGUCUGUGGAAAGAGAUUUUCACUCAAGCAUCAGAUGGAGACCCACUACCGAGUCCACACAGGAGAGAAGCCCUUUUCCUGUAGCCUCUGUCCUCAGCGCUCCCGGGACUUCUCCGCCAUGACCAAGCACCUGCGGACACACGGAGCGGCUCCCUACCGCUGCCCGCUGUGCGGGGCUGGUUGCCCCAGCCUGGCCUCCAUGCAGGCGCACAUGCGCGGCCACUCGCCCAGCCAGCUCCCGCCGGGAUGGACCAUCCGUUCCACCUUCCUCUACUCCUCCUCUUCUACGAGACCCGCACGCGCCUCGACUUCUCCCGGGAGUCCGUCCUCCUCCACCACCUGAUCGGGUGUUGGAAGGUUCUUUGGCAUCAGUUAGGAGUCCCAGCAAAGAAUGGAAAGAGGGCGGGGCUUCUGCGUCCGCUAAGGCGGCCUACCAAAGCAGAAGUGCCGCAGGAUGGCACCGAGAGCCCUCUCCCGAAUGUCGGGGGUUGCAGAAGCCUGGGCUAGCGAUCCCCCUUGGGAUGAUGGCAUCGAAGAGAAGACCAACUGUAUGGUGCCCGUCGAUUGCAUUACUAUAAUAAAGAGUUUGCUGUCCUCCAGUCGGGAAAGGACUAGUUGGCGCUUGGAGGGGGGAGGGGUGCUCCCGGCCUUGCUCCUUGUCCUGUAGCGGCCCCUAGUGGCCACGCAUCCGCUAACCAGCCCCAUCUCCGGGGCGCCCAGUCCUCCUCUGAAGGCAGUCGCCCUCGAGGGCUCUGUGUCCCGGCAAACUUCACAACAGGCUCUGUGUG